Molecule: messenger RNA, 741 nt
Organism: Triticum aestivum (bread wheat)
Lineage: Eukaryota; Viridiplantae; Streptophyta; Magnoliopsida; Poales; Poaceae
Product: probable glutathione S-transferase
Exons: 3
Coding region: 1-741 (246 amino acids)
Biological process (GO): glutathione metabolic process
Cellular component (GO): cytoplasm
Molecular function (GO): glutathione transferase activity
Source: RefSeq, a predicted model, not a curated record
AUGGAGACCAUCGGCGCUUUCGGUAGCACGUUCAGCCACUGUGUCGAGCUGGCUCUGAGUCCCAAGGGAGUUCCCUACGAGCUCGCACUAGAAGACCUGGGCAACAAAAGUGAGUUGCUGCUGACCCACAACUCCGUCCACAAGAUGGUCGCCGUGCUCCUCCACGAUGGUCGGUCCAUCCGUGAGUCGCUCUUCAUCGUCGAGUAUGUGGACGAGGCCUUCCACGGGCCGCCACACCUGCCGGCCGACAUCCACAACCGCGCCACCUCCCGCUUCUGGGCUCACUUCAUCGAUCAAAAGGUUGCGCGGCCGUUCUGGAUGUCCUUCUGGCCGACGGCGGAUGGCGGCGAGGAGCAGAAGGAGGGAUCCGUGAAGGAGGCCAAGGGAAACCUACUGCUUCUCGAGGGGCAGCUGAAGGGGAAGUGCUUCUUCGGCGGCGACGCUAUGACCUCGUGGGGCACUUUGACUAGUAGAAAACGCUGCAUCUACACGAGGAGGCCGCUGCCCAGCCGUGACCCGCCGAUCCAGUCACUGACAACUUCGCGCCGAUGCCGGAGAUGCCAUCCCCGCUGUGGAACUUCCCGCUGGCGCCGACGAGGCCGGCCCGGCAGCAGCAUCGGAGAGAUCCUGCCUGCUGAGCUCCUCAUCGGCGCGAACCAGCUGUUCCCGCCCAUGGCAGGGCACCACCUGCUCGGCGGUGUGGGGCUAGCAGAGAUGGUUCUCUUCGGCUGCCGCCGGUAG